Exophiala aquamarina CBS 119918 is the source of this 3657-nucleotide messenger RNA. RefSeq lists its product as uncharacterized. Bases 1 to 3657 code for a protein of 1218 amino acids. Gene Ontology annotation, cellular component: nucleolus. The record is from RefSeq and is a predicted model, not a curated record. NCBI's taxonomy places the organism in Eukaryota, Fungi, Ascomycota, Eurotiomycetes, Chaetothyriales, Herpotrichiellaceae. The transcript has a single exon. Gene Ontology annotation, biological process: ribosome biogenesis.
AUGAGCGAUGUGGACGAUGACAGUAUCAAGCAUGUUCUGCAUUCCUUGGAACGUCUCAUUGCCUUACACGUUAUCCUCCCCGGCCGGGCCAUCUUCAUUGAACGAUAUGCGAGAAAGUGGAAGGCUAUUAAUGAUGCACUUUUCUAUGAGAACCUGAAAGCAUUUUUGAACGACUUCCAAAAGACCGUGGUGUAUUCGAACAAUGCAAAGAUCCGAAUACAGAAGAGUAAGAUUGCUAUCAUCGAGAUAAGUCUGUUUCGAAAGGUUUUCGAUAUAGCUGCGCGAGCUAUCCCUUCCACUGACUUGCAAAAACGUCAGUCUGAGCAGCCCUGGCUCGAUGUGCUCUUUCUCAGCCUGGCCUAUACUAUAUGGGAAGACAUGCCACGAAUAUCAGUCUCUGGAGGGGACAACUUAUCCAAGGUACCAUACUCUGAUACGUCCAGUUAUCAAAAUGGCAUGGAAACAUUGGAACGCCUGGUCGAUAUUUGUCUAGCGCGAAAGAUUCGGCUCUCCUUACCAGUGGUCGGAUACACUAUCUCUGUCCUGCUCAUUCUGGCUGACCGGCCCCCUGCGUGGACUCUGCUGGCCAAGCUUGUCCAACUUGAUGUCAACGUUCUUAUCACAAACACAGGGCUGUCAACUUCUGCGGACAUCCUUGCUCAGGUCUGUGGUCGGAUCGAGGAUUCAACUGUCUCUAACGACGUGUACCCGAGAAUCUUGAGCGAUAUCAUCCUUCCCGUGAUGCGAGGCUAUGCAAAAUCCAGAAACAUUGAUGGUUUCAUUCAGGUCUGGCAGGAUGGGCUGCAGAGUGCGAUACGACAAAGAUAUUCAUCUCAGCACGAACCUUGGAACAGUCCAACCGUUCCAACCGCACUAGUAUGGGAUGAUGAUGACGUUUUCGAUGAAUUCAAGGCCUUGGUCGAGAUUUAUGCACCUCCUAGCCUGGGUCAAAAGUUACUGGUACAGGUUCUCCGGCCGCUUGAUGAUCUCAGCACGAAAGUUGGAUCGACCGCCGUUGAGAUCUCAAACUUAGCGAUAACUACUGCAUAUCUCGAGGCCCAAUCUGCCCAGUCGGGAUUACUACCUUUUCAAGACAAUCAGCAAAUGGCCCUUUUUCGAGCUGCGCUUUCGGGACUACAGCGGAAAUCUGACUUUCAAGCCCAGCGUUGGAGGUUAUGGAAAUUUAUUCGCGUUCUCCUUCAAAAUCAGCCUGCAGGAAAUGCUCUCGACAACCUGAAACAACUCUUACGAUCUGACAGAGGACUUGUGUCUCUGAAGACGUUAUCACUGGACACAGACAACGAUAGCUCACUUAAAAAAGCGGCAAAAUAUCUGGAAGUUUUAGAGUGUUUCUCAAUCCUAGUUGAAGUCGCCCAUUUCGCAGCUGGUUUUCUUCCUACCCUUCAUGAAGAAAUGAAGUAUUUGGCAAAUUUGGUAAGGGGUUGCGCUGACCCAGAAAACUCGUCUGCCCUCUACAUGGGUAGCACUCAGUGGGAUGGUCGCUGUCAUAGUUGUGCUGAUGUCCCAAAAUUGGUCACCGCCUGUGUUGGGAGAGUUCUAGAGAAGCCAAGCACACUCUCCUUAGAUGGUAAAACUUCUACCGAGCUAGUUUCGUCAGCCCUCAUUUUCCUUAGCCAGUCAUCGUCUGUCCGGGCUGAGCAACCCCUGUCUCUGAACGCUUUGCUGGGAGUACUUCUGAACAUGGAAGAGGUUUUGAACAGCCCAACCCUCAGAGAUUUGAUCUCUGCACAUCUCAUCGGCAGCCACUCUUCGGCCGCCAACAUCAAUGCCAGCAGUCACUUCCUGCUUCGUGAUUAUCCGACUCAGACGCUUAAAAAGUCGCAAGUCAAGCGUCUAGCAUCUUCCAUGCUUGACGCAUUGAGCGAUGGUGAUACCGUUGUAGGGAGCAAUGAUAUCAACAACCAACUUGCCACCAUCCUGCAUCUGGACACACAUUCACAUGGUUCAGUGAUCGAUGCCCAGGACUGGCCCCGAUGGGUGAGAGCGUCCGAAAAAGCUCAGAGGCCACCAAAAGUCAUAUCAUCGUCAAUUGUUGUAACAACAAAUAUCUACCUGAAAAUUCUCAGGAGACUAUGGUGUCAGGUUUUCACCCUCCAAAAUUCACCCAUCCUAUCACAGAUAUGUUCAUGGGCCACGGACUCGAUCAAGAGCUGCGAGCAACUCCCAUACUUCAAGUCCCCUUACUUGAGCCUUCAAACUUUCUUUGCACAAGCAUUCAAGUCGCAGGACAUCUUAGGAAGUCAUCUCUCGGAAAAGAAAGUUCGGAAGCUUCGGGUAAAGUUCAUGCAGAUGCUGAAAGCUGGUCUGCAGGACAUUUUGCCUAACUUGUGCGAUGGAAGUCUCGUAGAAGUGAGGCUCAUCCUACAUGCACUGCUCGAUGUGCAUGACCCCAUUAGGGAUCGAGAACUUUUGUUUGGGAUGCCAGGCAUUCAGGAGAUGAUCAUCGGAAAACAACACGAUGUUAGGCUUCACAAAAGUACUCUACUUGCCAGGUUUGAGCUUUCCAUUCAAAGUGCUUAUCGGGAGAUCUCCUCGUCACUCACAGUCGAACUUGACAACGCAGAAGUCAAAACUAUGCUAGAAGCGAUAGCAUCUGCAGCUGGAACCAUCGAAAAUUGCUCUACGGAUUAUAUUGGUGUGUUCGCUACGCUACUCAACCACACCAUUCGGAAACUUGGUCCAAAGACAAAGGGAAUGGUUCUCGAGUAUUUCCGAAGCGAGAGCUCGCAUAGACUAUCACCAAUGUUAGGCCCGAUUGCGAUUGCUGUUGUGACCAGUCAGCUUGACAGCCCUGAAAUGAUGCAGCAUCCGGUGCUCGCUAAAGAGGUCGGCGCAAUCGCGCGCUCUUUCUCGAAUCGAUGCAGCCUUUUCAAGGCUAGCAUACUUUUAUCACUGGACAAUUGCAAGUAUGUUCUUGAAUUCCGUCCUACAGUAGUGAAUCAGUCAACUUUGGAUGGCGUUCUUGCCGCCGUUUGUGCAUUAACCUCGUCAUCUAACGAGUCCUUUCCGGAAGAAAAUAAUGCAAUGUCGCCAGAUGCCUCAGCAAUUUAUGCACGAAUCUGCGAGGUUGUAGGUGUUGUCCUUGGGAGACACCGUCGUCGAAUCUCGGAUCGCUAUCACUUACUGGUGCCAGCGAUGUCUAAUCUUCUACGCUGUCUGUUUUGGCCUGGCACCAGUACUUUGCAUGGUUUAUCUGGCAGGGAUGCAGCACACACUAUCAACACCUUUGGAAAGUCCCUUCCCGGCUGGCUAACAUCAUCUGAAGAGGCUCUGUCACCCACUUCUGCAGAGCAGCUGGGAAGAUUACUGUCCUCAAUCUGCAACCCCACGGUCUCAGCAGCCCGGACAUCUCGAAAACGUAAGCACAAUGAGCUCAAUGACGAGACCAAGAUAGCACGUCAGCUAGCGGGGCAACAUUUGAUUUACCUGGUCACGGAAUACGCGAGGUGCAGCCUUGACGGCCAGAUUGACCCCUCUGUUAAAGAGAGCUUGCUGCCAGGUUUGUAUUCCGUCAUGGAUGCAAUCGAUAGGGACUUGAUGAGCGCACUGAACGCGAGCAUGGACGUCAGUAGUCGAGCUAUUUUCAAGACGUUGUAUGAUAACUGGAUGGCACACGGGAGAUGGGAUAAGAGUUGA